This is a messenger RNA of Elephantulus edwardii (Cape elephant shrew), 2277 nucleotides long. RefSeq names its product disintegrin and metalloproteinase domain-containing protein 20-like. Gene Ontology annotation, molecular function: metalloendopeptidase activity. Bases 1 to 2277 code for a protein of 758 amino acids. The record is from RefSeq and is a predicted model, not a curated record. Gene Ontology annotation, biological process: proteolysis; male gonad development. NCBI's taxonomy places the organism in Eukaryota, Metazoa, Chordata, Mammalia, Macroscelidea, Macroscelididae. The transcript has a single exon. Gene Ontology annotation, cellular component: sperm head plasma membrane; plasma membrane; external side of plasma membrane.
AUGGCAGUAAGGACGGUCUUGGUGCACAUCAGGGUGAUUUCUGUGCUGCUCUGGCUUACAUCAUCUCUGUCAGUAUGUUUCCACUCCCAAGCCAGAUCUUCUCAGCAUUUCUCCUCUCCAGAAGUGGUGAUGCCUUUGAAGGUGACCGGCAGAGGCAGAAGUCCAGGGGCUCCUGGCUGGCUCUCCUACAGCCUGCGGUUUGGGGGCCAGAAGCACAUUAUCCACAUCAAAGUCAAGUCAAUCUUAGUUUCUAGACAUUUCCCAGUGUUCACUUACACAGACCAGCAUGCCCUCCGUGAGGAUCAGCCUUUUAUCCAGGAUGACUGUUACUUUCAUGGUUAUGUGGAAGGGGACCAUGAGUCACUGGUUGCUCUCAGUUCCUGUUUGGGGGGUUUUCAAGGGGUGCUACAGAUAAAUGGUCUCACUUAUGAAAUCAAACCCAUGAAACACUCUUCCACUUUUGAACACCUGGUGUAUAAUAUAGAUAUGAAUGAGGCAACUUCACCAUCCAUGAGCUGUGGCUUAACAGACGAAGAAAUAGCACACCAAUUGGAGUUGCAAGAAACAUAUAAUUCCACAUUGAAGCAAAGUUCUUUUUAUGGCUGGUGGACCCAUAAACGUUUUGUUGAACUGGGAGUGGUGGUAGACCAUAAUCGAUUUCUUUAUUCACAUAGAAAUACCACAGUGAUCCAACAGGAUGUAUUUACUGUUGUUAAUUUUGUGAAUGGUAUAUAUAAACCUUUAGAUGUUGAUGUGCUUUUGAUUGGUAUAGAGAUCUGGACGAAGGGAAAUCCCCCAUUAUCAAAUAACGUCGAUACGGCUCUGAAUCAGUUUAAAGAUUGGAAGCAUGCCAAUCUCAAUCUGCGAAUGCCAAGUGAUAUUACACAUCUUUACAUAAAUGACUCCUAUGGUACAAAUAUUGGUGCUGCCUUCCAGAAAGGUAUAUGCAGUAAGUUAUAUAAUCUUGCAGUUAUUAGUUUUCUAGGAAAUGAGUUUUAUGAUUUAUCAAUUAUUAUAUCACAUGAACUUGGUCAUAGUUUAGGUAUGGGCCAUGACACUCAAUGGUGUAAUUGUGGUGCCAGGCAUUGCCUAAUGUAUCAUAGCAAAACUAAAGCAACACCGCGAUUUAGUAAUUGCAGUUAUGCCCAAUUUUGGAACUGGUCUUACACAAAUGGCCAAUGUAUUUAUUAUCCUCCUCUUCCAAACACGGUGCUUAAGUUGAAUGUAUGUGGAAACCUACUGGUUGAAGAAGGAGAGGAAUGUGACUGUGGAACCAUGUAUCAGUGUUCUAGAGACCCUUGCUGUCUUCCAGACUGCACUCUAAAACCAGGGGCUGCUUGUGCUUUUGGGCUGUGUUGUAAAGAUUGCAAUUUCCUUCACUCAGGGUAUUUGUGUAGACCACAGGCCAAUGAAUGUGAUCUUCCGGAGUGGUGCAAUGGAACUUAUCAUCAAUGUCCAGAAGAUGUCUAUAUGAUGAAUGGGAUCCCCUGUAAUGACAGUUCCUACUGCUUUGAAAAGAGAUGCAACAGCCAUGAUACACAGUGUAAAGAAAUUUUUGGUCAAAAUGCAAAAAGUGCACCUCAGAUCUGCUACAACAGGGUUAAUUCUCAAGGAGAUCGUUUUGGUCAUUGUGGUAUCAAAGAUGAAAGUUACAUAAAAUGUGAUAUUGCUGACAGGCUGUGUGGAAGACUUCAGUGUGAAAAUAUGAGCAUACUUCCCAGUCUGCAUCAACAUUCAACAUUGCAUCAGAUGCAGUUCAAAAGCACCACGUGUUGGGGCACUGACUAUCAUGCAGGGAUGCCCUUACCUGAUAAUGGUCUUGUGAAGGAUGGCACAGACUGUGGUCCCCAUAAGAUCUGCCUAAAACAUAAGUGUAUUUCCAUGUCUAGUCUGUCACGACAGUGUGAUCCUAUGACCUGCAACAUGAGAGGCGUCUGUAACAGCAAAGAACACUGUCACUGUGAUUAUGGGUGGGCACCUCCUAACUGCUUGUUGAAAGGUCUUGGAGGUAGUUUUGAUAGUGGCCCACCUCCUCCAAAAUCAAAGCUGCAAGUUACCUUUUAUCUGUUUUUAUUACUUUGGCUAACUCCUUUGAGUUUUCUAAUUAUAUAUGCCUUCCACGUGCUUUUUAUGAGAAACAAAAAAAGAGAGAAGGAAAGAGGAAUGGCUACAGUAGAGGGGAUUAAAACAGGGGGUAUGGAAACAGAAGCUCAAAAAUCAAAAGGAGUAGAGAAAAAAGAGAGCAAGAGGAAAUCAACUGUAAGACAGAAAAGAUGA